Molecule: messenger RNA, 1952 nt
Organism: Nerophis lumbriciformis (worm pipefish)
Lineage: Eukaryota; Metazoa; Chordata; Actinopteri; Syngnathiformes; Syngnathidae
Gene: klf5a
Product: Kruppel like factor 5a
Biological process (GO): regulation of transcription by RNA polymerase II
Molecular function (GO): RNA polymerase II cis-regulatory region sequence-specific DNA binding; DNA-binding transcription factor activity, RNA polymerase II-specific
Source: RefSeq, a predicted model, not a curated record
ACCUCCUUUGCAUUUUGAAUUUUGAAAAAAAAAAUUGUUUUUCAGGGCCCCAUUCCGCGUGGAUCCAUAAGAGAAACCACGCAGAAUGUGCUUUUAACCUUGACUGCGUGGAGAUGGAGUUCAGGGCGGUGGCCACCGGGUUGCCAGGUCCGGUAGCUCCGCCCUGCACGCCCGCCCCAUAGAAAAGUGAUGGUGGGCCGCUGGAGGAGGCGAGACAAGUGCAGAGCGGGGAUGUAAGCACCGUCGUACGGACUAACUCUCCCUCCCUGCCCGGGCUCGGCUGUAGCAGCAUCCUCGUCGAAGUCUUUCCAAAAAAAAAAAAAAAACCCCAACAACAAUCCUUCCCCCCUUUUUUAUUCUUCUUUCUCCGGAGGGAAACCCCAUGUCUGCGACACUAGCGAUGAGCGACGUCGGACAUGAGGAGCCUUUCUUCCCGCUGCACAAGGCGUCCUUGGCCGCCGGCUUCCCCAUGGAGGACUCGGCGCUGCUGGGCUUGGUCUGCAAGAUGAGCGACUCGGACCGAGGCGACUACACGCAGGCCAAGUGCGAGAUGGACCGCUAUCUCUCCCCGCAGCCGCUUCCGGACGGCCAGAAGUCCCAAAGAGACGGCGCCGCGGGGAUGGAUCACUUCUUCGGCGAGGAGCCGGCCGGGGUGCCGUACACCCUCAACAUGAACCUUUACCUGCCCGACAUGACCUACCUGAGGGCGGGCUUGGCUCCGCCCCACGAGAACCUCCAAGUGCAAGUCAAGAUGGAAGCGGCGGCGCCGCCGUGCUUCUCUCAGAGCCUCCCGCCCACAAGUAGCUGCGGCGCCGGCGUCGCCAUGGAGACCUCUGCCAUAAACAUGGCGGGGUUGCCAGACUUCACCAGCGCUUUCCACCAGCAGGGAGGCGACACCCUGGUGCCGGAGGUCUUCAUCAAACAGGAAAUGUCGCCGGCCGGGUACGAGCAGCACGACGGCGGCGGCGGCGCCUCGCUCUUCCAGCUCCUGAUCUCCGGCUUGGAGCAUCACCACGGCGACAACAUGGAGGCCCACAUGCAGCACACCUUCCGCACAUCCCAGCAAGACCAAAGCGCCAAGUCUUCCUUCUGCGGCGGACCCUCUUACUCGCGCCCCCACGCCCACUUCUUCCAGCAGCAGCAGCAGCAGGCGCCGUACCUGCCGCCCUCGCCGCCCAGCUCCGAACCGGGCAGCCCCGACAGGCAGAAGGAGCUGCUCCACACCAUGUCGCCGCCUCCUUCCUAUGCGGCCACCAUCGCCUCCAAGAUGGCGAGCAGCACCCCGGGACUGGCCGCCGCCCACCCGUCGGGCCAAGCUGCCGCGCCGAACCCCCACGUCCCCGCCGCCACGCAGGUCUUGACCCCGGUGCGCUACAACCGCAGGAACAACCCAGACCUGGAGAAGCGGCGGAUCCACCACUGUGAUUACCCAGGCUGCAAGAAGGUCUACACCAAGUCCUCUCACCUGAAAGCCCACCUUAGGACCCACACGGGUGAGAAGCCGUACAGGUGCACGUGGGACAGCUGCGACUGGCGCUUCGCCCGCUCCGACGAGCUGACUCGCCACUACCGCAAACACACGGGCGCCAAACCCUUCCAGUGCGCCGUGUGCUCGCGCUCCUUCUCCCGCUCCGACCACCUGGCCCUGCAUAUGAAGAGGCACCAGAACUAGCACGUCACAAGCUCCCCACAUUUUUCUGUUUUUUCAUUAUUCGCAGCUCCUCCUGGUGGUGCUGGCCGGUACUUUCCUGGGUUUUUCCCCCUCAUCGGCAGCACUUCCAAGUGGUGCUCUUCAUACUUUUCCUGGUUUGUUUUUUUCUUUUUACCAUUUUUCACAGCUCCACCUGUGUGGUGCUGCCCGCUACUUGGUGGGAACAAAGACGGAGGUCUGUAAAGUAAUAUUCUCCACACUUGACUGGCUUUCUACGGGAGAACACACGGAAGAAGAAGAA